CCCCCUAAAAAAUCCUCUCUUUCUUCCUUCCUUUUCCCAUGUGCACAGGGUAAUAUUAACCCUGCUUUAUGGUCGACAAUUUUGCUUCAAUAAUUGACAUUGUAUUUUACGGUGCUUUGGGUGUCAGGCAACUCUCGAUUGGUGUGUGCAAUAACAACUUUCAAGAUCAUUGUAUAUUAAUGGAAUACCAAUUAGACAACUGCCUUUAUGUGGGGGCCAAACUGCCAAAAGAAUGGGCAGCGAAAAACCCAUUGGGCAGCAUGGUCGAAGCUUUGCGUCUGAAAGGAAGGCGGCUUGCGAUUCAGAAAUAUCGAAGCUUUCAACCUUGCAAUGCUAGGCAAGCAAGCUUGGAGAAUCUGCCAAGACCAAAAUUCUCCCCUCUACAUUUAUGGAAGAUAGGUAGCGACCCUCGGCAGGUUCAGGGUUUGGGGUCCAGGCCAUCCUACACUGGGAGAGGAAUUUUGGAAGCCCGAAAAGUCUUUAUGACGGGAACAAGAUGGGGCAGCCGCGCGCUCAGUGAACAACCCCGUAGAUGGAACAUCCCGGGGCAGUGGGGCAACAUGCAAUUCAGCAACGGAAAAAUUAAUAUGGCAUCACACCAGUCAUAUUUGGGAUGA
Molecule: messenger RNA, 617 nt
Organism: Rhododendron vialii
Lineage: Eukaryota; Viridiplantae; Streptophyta; Magnoliopsida; Ericales; Ericaceae
Exons: 2
Coding region: 69-617 (182 amino acids)
Source: RefSeq, a predicted model, not a curated record